AUGGCUUCCCGUGAUGGUGUUUCCCGUGUGAAAGCCGGAUACUGGUUUUGCCGGCCUGACUAUUUAAUCCGGCCGCUACAAGAUUUGCCUAUCGAACUCUUCACACAUCUUUAUGCCGGCUUUGCCGAGGUCAACAGUAAUAAUGGCGCGGUCACCAUUCCUGUCAAGUACUCAGAAAAAUUCCAAGACUUCAUCAGAAUCGUUCGAGAACGAUCCCAGGGUCGGGUUAAAACUCUUUUAUCCAUUGGUGGUGAAGGCUCUGACAUAUCUCCAGUGUUGAUCAAUCAACGUUCACGUAAGAAAUUCAUAGAUGACUCCAUUAGUGUAGCCAGGAAUUUCGGUUUCGAUGGCCUUGACCUCUGCUGGCUAUACCCGUCCUCCCUGAGAGACAACGGUCUCUUCCUCCAGGUAUUCCUUCAGGAAUGGCGUCAGGCCACGUGGCAAGAUGCCAACGCUGGAAAUCAUCAGAAUCGGUUGCUGCUAACCGCAGCGGUGUAUCACCACCCGAUCAUUCCUGGUGGAGCCGGUCUCAAUUUCAAUUAUCCUUGUAAGGCUAUUUCAGACAACUUGGACUGGAUCAACGUACUGGCCAUUGAAUUCUAUACUCCCGACAACUCACCCAGUUUGACUGGACCGGUUCAUGCGUGGUCUAAUCCUCAGGAGGAAAACAGGUGUGGAAGAUCAGGCAUUGAGGCGUGGAUUAAGGACGGAGUUGCGGCCCAAAAAUUAGUCCUCGGUCUUCCAUUUUCUGGCUAUGAAUGGAAUCUAACGAACCAGAAUGCUGAUAAUGGAUUGUUUGCACAGGCUUAUCCAGCACAUAAAGAUUACAAAAAUAUCCAUGCAAUUGUCGGUAAGAGGAAUACUGAUUAUGGAACCAGUCAUGUUGAAAACUAUGUUGCUACCUUCUCGCGUAACGAGAGGAGUUGGAUUGGUUAUGAUGAUGAAAGGUGCAUCUCUACAAAGGUUAGCGCGGCAAUUGGUACGAACCAUUUAAAUUUGCGCGGUUGCUUUGCAUGGCAUGUGGGCGCCGACGACGAGACAUGGACUCUUUCGCGUGCAGGUAAUUAG
Messenger RNA from Juglans regia (Persian walnut), 1068 nucleotides. RefSeq names its product class V chitinase-like. The record is from RefSeq and is a predicted model, not a curated record. The transcript has a single exon. Lineage: Eukaryota; Viridiplantae; Streptophyta; Magnoliopsida; Fagales; Juglandaceae. Gene Ontology annotation, cellular component: extracellular region. Gene Ontology annotation, biological process: chitin catabolic process; carbohydrate metabolic process. Gene Ontology annotation, molecular function: chitin binding; chitinase activity. Bases 1 to 1068 code for a protein of 355 amino acids.